Molecule: messenger RNA, 1095 nt
Organism: Alternaria atra
Lineage: Eukaryota; Fungi; Ascomycota; Dothideomycetes; Pleosporales; Pleosporaceae
Exons: 4
Coding region: 1-1095 (364 amino acids)
Biological process (GO): proteolysis
Molecular function (GO): metalloendopeptidase activity
Source: RefSeq, a predicted model, not a curated record
AUGAAGCUGUUGAUCUUUCUAUUGCUCGCCUUCGCGGCCCUCAUAGCUGCUUGUCCACCGCCCCUCAAUGACUUCUAUUAUCUCAGUAACGAGACACACACUACCGAGGACCUGCUUUUGGAUCUCCGACGUGGAAACACGCAAAUGGGAUGGGAUGAGGUCGUCACCAAGCCCCACGGUCUCAUCACUUACUGCUUCGCUACACCCGCAAUCAGUGAAAAGUACAAGGACACACUGACUGCUGCCUGGGAUCUCUGGAAAACUCAAAUUGGCGAACCAAGCAAGGAGAACCAGCAUCAGCUCAUCAUCAAAGAACAUGGAUGGUGGGACAAGGAGUGGCAAUACUGCUACAACAAACAGAAGCAUCCCGGGGAUUUCCUCGUCUGGAACUCCAUCGUUCCAGCCCAGACGGUCGUCAUAAAUGAGCUGCCCAGGUUUGUACCCGGUAUGGGUGCGUCUGCGAUUGUUGGAUACAUUCCAGAUGAGUGGCCGAUUCAUUCUCCUCGAGAAGGUCGCCAUAAAGUCUUGUUCAAUCCUGAGGCCAAGGACAAAUUCCCUGACGAGAAGUCUUGGAUUGCUAAUAUCGCGCACGAGCUUGGACAUGUUGCGGGUCUUUGGCAUGAGCAUCAGCGACCCGAUCGUGAUCACUAUGUCCGAUUCAACUGUGAAGCUUUACCUGGUUAUGACGCAGCCAAGAUCUUGGUCGAUCAGCGUGGUGAAGACAAGAUGGAGGAUGUCUGCAACGAUGGAACACUGGCGGGCACUUACGGCUUCAGCAUCAUCGACCAAUACGACAAGAUCGACCACCUCGAUCGCGCCGGCCCGGUUGACGGCCAAUGGUGGUAUUUGGUCCAAUCCUAUAAGGACCGCGAAUAUGACGCCCACUCCCUUAUGCAUUGGGGUUCUGAUGCGCAUUACUGGCGCGAUGACGACGAGAAGCUGAGGGUGCAGCUCGCCGUAUGGAAAAAUGGUGGACCGGACUAUACGCCACCAGGAAACCCUACUAAGGAUGACUUGAAGUACAGCAAAUGGGCUGUUGCACCUACUCGGAAGGACGCCGAGGGGAUUAGGAAGAUCUAUCCGUGGAAAGAUUAG